AUGAAGUUGGCACCUGAAACCGUGAAAAAGCUUCAAUCAAAUACAGAGAAUGUUCGAAACAUCUGUAUUUUGGCCCAUGUUGACCAUGGAAAGACGUCGUUGAGUGAUUCUUUAUUGGCCACCAAUGGUAUUAUUUCCCAGAGAAUGGCUGGUAAAGUCAGAUACUUAGACUCGCGGGAAGAUGAACAGUUGAGAGGAAUAACCAUGGAAGCCUCUGCUAUAUCGCUUUACUUUCGAGUCAUGCGGAGGAAAGAAGGUUCUGACGAGACAGAGACAAAAGAGCAUUUGAUAAACUUGAUCGAUUCGCCUGGCCAUAUUGACUUUUCCUCUGAAGUUUCUACUGCGUCGAGACUUUGUGAUGGCGCAGUGGUAUUAGUUGAUGUUGUUGAAGGUGUUUGUUCCCAAACAGUGAAUGUUUUGCGACAAUGCUGGGUAGACAACUUGAAACCUCUAUUGGUUAUCAACAAAAUUGAUAGAUUAAUCACUGAGUGGAAACUUACACCUUUGGAGGCAUAUCAGCAUAUUUCCCGGAUAAUUGAGCAGGUCAAUUCUGUGAUUGGUUCUUUCUUUGCUGGCGAAAGAAUGGAGGAUGACAUGAAAUGGAGAGAGGCUGGAGCUACGGAAGAGUUCGUAGAGAAGUCUGACAGUGAUCUUUAUUUCACGCCAGAGAAAAACAAUGUGAUUUUUGCUUCUGCUAUAGAUGGCUGGGCAUUUUCUAUCAACACCUUUGCUAGAAUAUACCUGGCCAAGUUGGGUUUUUCCCAUUCGGCGUUGUCAAAAACUUUGUGGGGAGAAUUCUAUUUGGACAUGAAAAAUAAAAAGGUUAUCCCUGGCUCUAAAUUGAAGCCAUCACAAUCUUCGCUCAAGCCUUUGUUUGUGUCCUUAAUCCUAGAGCAAAUCUGGAAUAUUUACGAUGCCUGUGUGAUCGAAAGAGAUGAUGCUAAGCUUGAAAAAAUUAUCUCGAAACUAGGCGCCAACAUUUCGCAAAGAGACUUGCGUUCCAAGGACUACAAGUCGUUGCUCAAUGUCAUAAUGUCCCAAUGGAUCCCUCUUAGUCAUGCAUUGUUAGGUGCCGUCAUUGAGUAUUUGCCUAACCCCAAAAAAGCUCAACAGGAAAGAAUCGAGAAAAUCUUGGACGAGUGUUUAUAUAGCACAGUCACGGAUAAGAACAUAGACAAAAGUUCUUUGAUGGAGCCUUCAUUCAAAGAAGCUAUGAUCAAUUGUGACUCUUCUGACCCUGAUGAACAUACAUUGGCAUAUGUUUCGAAAAUGCUUUCUGUACCAGAUAGCGAACUUCCCAAAGAAGUAACCGCAGGUCCAACACAAGAAGAAGUUAUGGAGCGGCAAAGAAAAGCUCGCGAACAGGCAAAAAAAGUCUCUGAAGCUGCUGCGGCUUUAGCUGAUGCACGAUUAGCAGAUCAAGAUGACGAUAUCUAUUUGGAAACCAAGCCUGAUCAAUUCCAAUGGGAAUUUGAAGAGGACGAAGAUGAAGACGAUGAUCAGCCUUUGGAAAAAGAGACUUUAGUUGCCUUCACUCGUGUUUACUCAGGUGAGUUGUCCAAAGGUCAAUUGGUUUGUGUGGUAGGUCCAAAGUAUGAUCCCUCCUUGCCCAGAAACCAUCCAACUAACGUCCAGCAAAUAAUAGAGGAUGUAGAAGUGGAAGAUUUGCUUCUCAUAAUGGGCCGUGAGUUCGUUAGAGUUGAUUCUGUGCCUGCUGGAAAUCUUGUUGGAGUUGUCGGAUUAGGAGACAUUAUUUUGAAGAACGCAACCAUCAUGUCCGAAGUACCCGAUGACAAAGCGUACUUAAAUUUUGCCUCAACUUCGACGUUGAUCCAUAACAAACCUAUCAUGCAAGUUGCCAUUGAACCUCAAAAUCCCCUCAAGUUGUUCAAGCUCGAAAGAGGGUUAGAUUUGCUCUCCAAAGCGGACCCUGUUCUUGAGUGGUAUGUGGACGACGAUUCUGGCGAGCUUAUUGUUUGCGUGGCUGGUGAAUUGCAUCUUGAAAGGUGUUUGAAAGAUUUAGAGAAGCGCUUUGCUCCUGGAUGCGAUGUGGUGAUUAAGGAACCUGUUAUUCCCUUCAGAGAAGGCUUAGCUUAUGAGUCUGGAACUUCUCAAACAUCCGUUACUAUCCAUGUAGGUAAUGAUGCUGAAGUGGAAAAAGAUGAGGUGGACCUCCAAAUCAAAGUAUUUCCAAUGCCAUCAGAAGUCACUAAUUUCUUGAUUGCUCAUGAGGAAGAGAUUUCUGAGGUUGUAUCCUUUGGACUUAGACAUUCGGUAAAUGAAGCUGUAUCCCACGCAGCAGAUUUGCGGGGCAAGCUCAUCAGUUUCAUCGAGCAAAAUCCUUUGGAUACUGAUCUCAAAGCAAUCUUUGCCGAUGCUGUUCAAUUUGUUGAUUGUAUUGUGAGUUUUGGUCCCAAAAGGGUUGGACCAAACUUCUUUGUGGAAGAUCCAAAUAACAAUAGCCAAUUUCGCAGGAUGUUCACUGAAGAGCAGAGUGAGAAAUUUGCUCUCGAGUCGAAUGUCUUGAAUGGCUUUCAGUUGGCAAUGAAUGAGGGUCCACUUGCAUCCGAACCUAUCCAAGGAACUAUCACCGUGUUGAGAAAAUCAUACAAACCUGAGGCAGAGGAACUUCUUCUCAAUCUUCCUGGUCGGGUGUUGAAAAGAACUAAACAGCUUAUACAUGAAGAGUUUUUGAAGAACUCGCCUCGGCUUUUCCUUGCCAUGUACACUUGUGAAAUCCAAACUUCUCCUGAAGUAUUGGGUAAAGUGUAUGCUGUGAUCCAAAAAAGAGGAGGUACCAUUAUCUCAGAGGAGAUGAAGGAAGGUACACCGUUCUUUAUUAUCAAUUCCCGAAUUCCCGUUGUGGAGGCAUUCGGAUUCUCAGAGGAAAUUCGAAAAAGAACAUCCGGAGCGGCAAGUCCACAGUUGGUUUUUGAUGGGUUUGACAUGCUCGAUAUAGAUCCUUUCUGGGUGCCACAUACGGAAGAAGAAUUAGAAGAGUUAGGAACUUUUGCAGAAAGGGAGAAUGUUGCUCGCAGGUACAUGAACGGUAUCAGAAGAAGAAAGGGAUUGUUUGUGGAUGAAAAGGUUGUCAAAAACGCUGAGAAGCAAAGAACGUUGAAGAAGGAUUAA
Messenger RNA from Clavispora lusitaniae ATCC 42720, 3132 nucleotides. RefSeq names its product GTPase (gene RIA1). Gene Ontology annotation, biological process: cytosolic ribosome assembly. Gene Ontology annotation, molecular function: ribosome binding; GTPase activity; GTP binding. Gene Ontology annotation, cellular component: cytosol; ribonucleoprotein complex. The record is from RefSeq and is a predicted model, not a curated record. Lineage: Eukaryota; Fungi; Ascomycota; Pichiomycetes; Serinales; Metschnikowiaceae.